GCGAAAAAGAAACAAUGGAGGAAUAUAGGUACCCGAUCAUAAAUAUUAUUUUAGAAACCUUUUGUUCAAAAGAAGAAAGUUGGAGACUUUCGUCGUCGUUGCUCUGAGUUCUAAACUUGCCGCCAACGGCUACUCUUUGUUUGCCGUCCUGUAGCUCACAACGAAAAUACUGGUCGCCGAUUUUGAUUCAGCUUUCAGUUUCUUUAAAAUCUCUGCUGUUGAAGAGUUAGAGACCUCUUCAUUCGUGCGAUUGACACCGAUUUUGUUUCCGCGGGUUCGUUUCUCGCAAUCUCAGGUGAACGGCUUGUUACGAGCUGGAAUCGAUUGCGACCCUCACCUGCCUCUGAUAUUCGCCGGUUUGGUCUCUCGCCGGUGAACCGCUUGUUACGAGUUGGAAAUCGAUUGCGACUCUCACCUCCUUCUGAUUUCGCCGGUGAGCUGCUUGUUACUGAUUUAUUACUCUGUUGGAUUCUCUCAGGUUUGUGACAUCAAUUCCUGAGGUUGAAUACAGUCGCUCUUCACCAGUCACCACUGCAUCUAAGAAGAGGGAUUCCAAGAACAUGGAUCACAUAUCUAGCCCAGUUUUGCGUCAUACUGUAACUCGCGGAGAAUGCUCGUCCAGCCAAGGAUCAACAGAUGGCCUGGCCAAAUUGCGGUCGUACAUCCCUUUGGAGAAGAUGCCUAAAGUUCUUCAGAAGCCAUUCGAAGAAAUACCACAAAUGCUACAUCCACAUCUGCUAGAUAUCAUUUUACAUAGGCCCGAAAAUGGUGAAAUCUUUUCUUUCGAGGCUAAAAAAGGAACUUUUACAGUUUGGGCUAACUUCGUAAGGCCAAAGAAAGAGGACUGCAAAAAUUGGGGAAAUUCAAAGUUUCCAGUACAAAACCAACGAGACCAUCAGAAUUGUUGGUCGAUUGGGGGAGGUGAGCAUAUAAGUGAGGCCCGUGAGAUUCACCAUAUUGACGAGAAGCUCACAUCAUACUCUGGCCAGUUCUUGGUUGAUUUUGCUGAUCCUGCUCGGGCAAAGGAAAGGUUCUUGGAGACCGAACAAAAGCACUAUUGCUAUCCGUAUCCAUGCAUCUACGCUAUGGAAUAUGCCAUGGCUUAUGGUAUGCCAAAAACUGAUGACUGGGGUCAUACUGGAUGCCAUACUCAGGUGCUUCCCUCCAAGAGUCAUGUUAAACUGCAUCACGUCUUAAACGACGCUAGAGCAUUCUCAGAUGUCCGUAAAGCAAUUCACUACCUUCAGACCCAACCAAUACUUGCUCAAAUUGGUGUCUUUAACCCCGAGUUUCGAAUGAUUGGAAAUGGAGUUUACCGCGGACCUACCUCUGUUCAUUCUGUUUUCUCUGCAUGGCAUCAAGUUUCAAUACGGUUUAUAACCGUGGAGAAUGGAGAGUUGAUUGCACACUGCAGGAAUAGCCAUGGUGAAGAAAGGGGAUUACUGGGAUAUUUCAAGGCAUCUUUAGAUAUCAUGCUACUUGAGCUAUAUACAUCUGGAGUGGCAUCAUAUACUGUUCCAAGUAGACUCUUCAAAAUGUUUUUCUGUGGAGAAGUCCGGAGCGAAUACGAGAGGAAAGUUGAAGAACAUUAUAUUGAGGGUGGUCAUCAAGUCGGUAUCUCAGAUUAUAUCUCAUUUUUGAUUUUUGAAGGGAUUUGUCACAAUACGUCUGGCAGUGUGAUUCAGCUUGAGGAUGGUGAGAAUGUAAUCAUUGGAAGUCCAACAAACCGAGCUUUACUUAAAUGGGCCUUAAAGAGAGACAUGAGCUUCACUUCUAUCAAGUCCGAGUCCAUGUUUAUUAAACGUUCUGGAAUGGAUUCGUCUAUGGAAUGCCUAGGCACAGCAGUUGAAUGUAAAAAUACUAGUAGGCCUGGUGUUCGGAUUCACUGGAAAGGCGACGCUAACAAAAUCCUAGAACAGUGUACACAAGUUUAUAACAAAAGUUCCUUACCGAUGAGUGAAACCGAGAGGGAAGCAUUCAAAGCUGUUAUCGACAAUAUGGUUGCACAAGAACUAAGAUGCGUUGCUCUUGCAUUCACAACCAUUGCAAACGAAGAUGUUCCAUCUCAAAAGGAAAUAAAAAAUUGGAUAUUACCAAAAGGAGGACUUGUUCUGCUUGGUAUCUUUGGUAUUAAGAAUCCAUGUCGCCCAGUUGAGGAUGAUGAGAUGCAGGCUUUAGCAACUUUCGCGGAAGAGAACAAGAUAGAGGCCAGAGGAACGGAAGAGGAGACCAAGGAGAUACCUGACGACAACGUCCCAGAUGAUAAUCAAGAGUGCUCCUCAUAUGUUACAGAUUCCAGCGCUUUUCUUGCUGGUGAGAAGAUAAAACCUGAACAGUGGAGCUAUUAUUACGACACCGAUCUCUGCGCUAGACUUGGACUGUACUGUUACAAUCUUCAGAAGGGCACAGUUUACGAUUUUGGGUUUGUGAGAACGUUAUACACUGGGUAUGAUUCGUUCAGCAAGUCUUUCAUAACACUGGAGGCAAUGAAUCCAGCUGACCGUUCUCGAUUCACUUUGGAGACGUGCGUUAAGCAUAACUAUGAACAAGUUACAAGCGGACUGGGUUUGUGGUGGGAGACGCACAUUUGCAGGGUGGAAGGUAGCGAAGAGGCUGAUUACGAGUGGGACGAUGGAGCCGUAAAUGAUUAUUACAAAGGUGAAAUGCCCGACUGGCUGUCUGAUGACCAUCAGCAACGAGGCUACGUGGUUGAACAAUCAGAGCUUCAGGACAAGAAAAAUUGGUGGCUGCCUCUCUUGACUGAAUUUGCCUUCUACACGAAAUGGAAUGGAACGCUCAGGGCGAGAGAUAUUGCGGAAUGCAGAUCUUUGAUUACUCAAGAAGUGGUUGUGGAAACUCUUGGAGAAACUGAGAAAGAGCAGUCGAGUGAUAAGCUCAAUGCGGCCAAUGCAAUCUUCUACAUAUCUUUUGAGUGCGUGGAGGAUCCAACGAAAGGUCGUUACAGGGCGGUUAUACGGAAGACGAUGGAUGGAAAACCGGGGCACAUGCGCCUCGAGGUUAUGUGUUGGUGCAUGAGCGAGAGAGCCGAAGAAAGGGGACCACAACCUACAACCACAGCCAACUGAAACUCGUUGGACACUAAAACGACUGCAAACUAAACGAAUUGUUCAUUCUAUCUUGUUUGGAAAUUUCUUUCAUAACAUUCUACGUAUCGACAACUAGAGAAAUGUAAUCACAGUCCUCUGACACUAAAAUCCGCGCUGUUGCUGCCCUCGCGGAUCAUUAUCUUGUUAAGGUUUUAAAAAGUGAACAUUUGAAUUUUUCAACAAAAGUUUCGGAAACUUGUUAUGUUUA
Molecule: messenger RNA, 3315 nt
Organism: Brassica napus (rape)
Lineage: Eukaryota; Viridiplantae; Streptophyta; Magnoliopsida; Brassicales; Brassicaceae
Exons: 21
Coding region: 561-3086 (841 amino acids)
Biological process (GO): proteolysis
Cellular component (GO): intracellular membrane-bounded organelle
Molecular function (GO): P-type calcium transporter activity; nucleotide binding; cysteine-type peptidase activity
Source: RefSeq, a predicted model, not a curated record